AUGCCCGUGCCGGCCGGGCCCCGUGUCUACAUGAGGCAGGCGGAGGUCGCCGCCCGGACUUGGGCCAGCGAGGCCAGGGUCCCGCGAGGGGCGGCGGUGUUCUUCCUCCUGCCGGAGGACGUGGGCGGCGUGCCGGCGCCUGUGGCGCGGAGGGCCCUGAGGCUCUCGGGCGACAUAGACGUGCGCUACGAGCAUCAGACGGUGCGGGACCUCAUCCUGUGGCAUUAUUUGGCCGCCAAUCCGACGGAGCCCAAUUGCGAGUGGUACCUCCGCUCGGACGGCGAUACGUACGUGAACUUGUCCAGGUUGCUUCAGAGACUCGCGUGCUUCAAGCCUUGGCAGCCGCACCACGUCGGGUGGCCAAAGACUGCCUGGUCGCAGCUGGGGCGCUUCCGCGAGGCAAACAUGCGACUCUACCUGUUCGGCAACGUCGUGCUGAACAGAAACCUCCUGUCGCGAAUGGACAGACAGCAGGGGUUCAUCGCCUGCCUUGACGCCCUCCUGCACGAUUGGGCGGGGCAGGGGAUGAUGGACGUCAUCCUCUCGGACUGCAUUUUCAAGACGCUCGUCAUCUGGCCCGAGUUCCUUGGGGACGACGCCGAGAUCGUUGGCUACCCGUUCAAGAGCCGUGGUCGGUAG
Prorocentrum cordatum is the source of this 639-nucleotide messenger RNA. The record is from the annotation of a GenBank genome assembly. Lineage: Eukaryota; Dinophyceae; Prorocentrales; Prorocentraceae.